This is a messenger RNA of Dermacentor albipictus, 742 nucleotides long. RefSeq names its product calmodulin, striated muscle-like. The record is from RefSeq and is a predicted model, not a curated record. Gene Ontology annotation, cellular component: myosin II complex. Gene Ontology annotation, molecular function: calcium ion binding. NCBI's taxonomy places the organism in Eukaryota, Metazoa, Arthropoda, Arachnida, Ixodida, Ixodidae.
CAGGAGGCGGGCUUUGUCCCGUUUGCGUCGACAGGCGGCAUAUUAGCCUUGGCAUAUUCCUUCGCUCUGCUCUUGGUUGCUGUAGGCUGUGCUCAACUGCGCCACGCGCGAUGGGAGAACUGGAGGAUUUGUCGACCGCGGACUCGGGCUACAACGACGACGCCGAGCUGCGCGAGGUGUUCGUCUUGCUCGACCGCGACUGCGACCUGGAGCUGAGCUUCGACGAGCUGAAGACGGCGGUGCGGGCGCUCGGCCUAGCCGUGACCGAGGCCGAGAUGGAGGAAGUGCGCGAGGAGCUCGAGGCGUGCGCAGGCCGCACGACCGUCGACUACAUGGGCUUCCUGUCGGUGCUGGCCAAGCUCGAGUUCGGACACCUGCGGCUGCCGGAACGCAGCAGCGCGCAGGAAGCAGAGACGCGCAGGGCACUUGAAAUACUCGACCCCAGUGGCACCGGCCUGGUGAGCGUCCGCGACGUGCGCUGGCUGCUGACAAGCAUCGGGGAGAAGCUGACCGUCGAGGAAGUCGACCAGGUCCUGGGCGAGCUGGGGUGCGGCGGCGAAGACGACGACCGCGUGCCCUACAAGGAACUCGUGGAAAUGCUCUUCAGGGACAGCUGAGCGAGGCGCUUCAUCGCGAAGCCCGCUAUAGCUACGAUGGCCUAUAAUAUGCUCUUCAGUUGGUCUCUGUAUAAGAUACGUACGUUAAUAAAGUGCCGGCGUUGACCUGAAUGUCAUACACCGUA